This is a messenger RNA of Adineta ricciae, 246 nucleotides long. The record is from the annotation of a GenBank genome assembly. Lineage: Eukaryota; Metazoa; Rotifera; Eurotatoria; Adinetida; Adinetidae.
AUGGCAUCAUUACGACCAUGUCUUACUUUAGUGCCGAAAACAGUCGGUCGGAGACAAUUUAGCUUAAGUCUACGUAGACGUUUACAGGAUAAUUGGGACCAAGAAGCUUUACCUGGCUCGAAUGUGCCAUUCAACACUUCCAGCAAAUGGGGACUAGCAGCAACUUUAAUUAUCUAUAUCUCAUCGGCUGUGGCUGUUCCAUUCUUUGCUAUGCGUUGGCAAUUACUUAAAAAACGUGCCGGUUAA